CUGCCACAUAUGACCACAUUGAAGCGGCAAAGACAGGCUGUAAGUCACACAAGUCAAAUCGCCUCGCCAUGUCGACCAAGAAGCGCGCCAAGCAAGCCAACAAGAAGUCGUUGGAGGUCAAGAAGACGGGCGACGUCGUCCGCGUCCUCUACGACAGCGUGUCGUUCCCAGCCCACUUCUCGAACCUCGAGACCAAGCUGACGCGGCAGUUCCCGCAGCUCGAGAUCACGAGCGACGACUACCCGCUGCCGCCGAAUAAGCUGCUCUUGUCGCGCCUCACAAUCGCGCUCCAAGCCAUUUUGACGAUCGUCGUCAUGUUCGGGGACCAGAUUCUCAACGCGGUCGGCCUUCCGCUGCCGGACGAGACGCUGCAAAAGUACAACCAGUACCGCUUCGUGGUAUUUCCGAUGGUCAUGAUUCUCUCGCCUCUGCGCCAAAUGCUCACCAACACGGGCGCGUUCGAAGUCUACAUCAACGACAAGCAGAUUCACUCGGCGCUCACGACAGGCCGCUCGCCGUCCUUCGAGGUCGUCAAGGCUGCGCUUGUCGAAGCUGGCUUUAAGCCCGCGGCGCCCGCUGCCCAGUAAAAUGGAGCGAGCACGGAUGAUGAUGAAUAUACAGUCGUUGUUAUUGUA
Saprolegnia diclina VS20 is the source of this 635-nucleotide messenger RNA. RefSeq lists its product as hypothetical. The record is from RefSeq and is a predicted model, not a curated record. Bases 69 to 587 code for a protein of 172 amino acids. Gene Ontology annotation, biological process: cell redox homeostasis. Lineage: Eukaryota; Oomycota; Saprolegniomycetes; Saprolegniales; Saprolegniaceae. Gene Ontology annotation, cellular component: endoplasmic reticulum membrane. The transcript is spliced from 3 exons. Gene Ontology annotation, molecular function: thioredoxin-disulfide reductase (NADPH) activity.